This is a messenger RNA of Humulus lupulus (European hop), 1081 nucleotides long. RefSeq lists its product as uncharacterized. NCBI's taxonomy places the organism in Eukaryota, Viridiplantae, Streptophyta, Magnoliopsida, Rosales, Cannabaceae. The record is from RefSeq and is a predicted model, not a curated record. Gene Ontology annotation, cellular component: protein phosphatase 4 complex; cytoplasm; nucleus. The coding region runs from base 126 to 608 and encodes 160 amino acids. Gene Ontology annotation, biological process: protein dephosphorylation. Gene Ontology annotation, molecular function: protein phosphatase regulator activity. The transcript is spliced from 5 exons.
AUAAUACAUUACUGUUAUAACUUCUUCUUGCUCUGUAUUUGUUCUUUAGGCACGAAUGGGACAAGUUAAAGGCCACCUUAUCCUUUCAGCUGAAGCAGGUUUUGUCGGAGUAUCCUGAGGCAAAAAUGACGGAUGAACAGAAAAAUGCUUCUCUAGGAGAAACAUUUAUUGAGUUGGUAAAAAGGUUGGAUGAAGUUCUCCAUAGCUUCGAUCGAGGUCCUCCAUUAACCCUUCAGAGGCUGUGCGAGAUCCUCCUGAAUGCCCGGGGCAUUUAUCCAAAUCUCUCCAAGCUUGCACUAGCACUUGAAAAGAAUCUCCUUGUGACAUCCAUGCUUACCAUCUCCACCGAUCCAUAUCCACAACCAACGACAAUAGAGCCAAACGAACCGGAGAACAAACCGGAGAACGAACUGGAAAAGGCUAUCGAGGAACCAAAAAUGGAAUCUAUUUCUGCACAAAAUGGGGUAGAAGAUGCGACUGGUGAUAAAGAUGAAGUAAUGACAGAGGUAGAAGAAGCCGAUACUGUUGACAACAUGACAAUCGACAUGGAAGCCUUGGAGAAUUUUGUUGAAUCUACUGAAACAAACACCGCCCCCCCCAGCUCAUAAUUCUUGGUUUCCAGUACUUUGGCUCGCACAUUAAUUCUAGGCGCUUAGCUGUCGGUAUGGCAAUGCUGUUGGAUUCUGAUGAAGAUAAAUAUAAGGUAAUCAUAUGGGAAGGCAAAUUUUCUACGGAUAUUUCUUAUAUGGUCAUCUACUUGUACAAUCCAGUUCAUUGACUUGAGGAGGACCCAUUCUGCUUCCUCAACAUUUUAUUUUAUAUUAAUUUCAGUUACAUUGAGUUGUGUAACUAUACAUGUUUAGGGGCUAUAAAGCUGAAGUCUGUCUGUCUGUCUGUGAUGUCUUCUGUGGUAGUUAAGAAUUCCAGUAGUUUCUUGUUUUGCAAGGAAACCCAUCUCCAUUCAUGCUAUUACAUCACUGUAUUUUUGUCCCAAGGCGACUGAUGAUGAUUCUAGUUUCAAAACUUGUCAUAUUAUUUUUUAUAAAUGUGUUUAGAGAAUGAAGUGCAUUUGCAACUCCAA